Penicillium canariense is the source of this 399-nucleotide messenger RNA. RefSeq names its product ubiquitin-related modifier 1. Bases 1 to 399 code for a protein of 132 amino acids. Gene Ontology annotation, cellular component: nucleus; cytoplasm. The record is from RefSeq and is a predicted model, not a curated record. The transcript is spliced from 2 exons. Gene Ontology annotation, biological process: tRNA thio-modification; protein urmylation. Lineage: Eukaryota; Fungi; Ascomycota; Eurotiomycetes; Eurotiales; Aspergillaceae. Gene Ontology annotation, molecular function: protein tag activity.
AUGGCCGCCGGUGCCUCCAUUCCCAUUAUCGUCGAGUUCACGUACCGUCCCGGUUUCCCCCCAUUUGGCGGACUCGAGUUGCUUUUUGGCAAUGAACGAAAGCAUAAGGUCACCUUGCCUGGUAGCAUGGAAGAUGGUAGCCCAACGAACAUCGCAUAUUUGCUUCCAUACCUGGUCGACAACCUGAUGCAGGAUCAAAGGAAGGAGAUGUUCAUCAUGGAAGACAAUGUGUAUGUGGGACAGAUAUGCCUAGCUAUGCACGAAACUAAUAAUCAUGAUAGUCGUCCAGGAAUCCUUGUCCUGAUCAAUGACGCCGACUGGGAACUCGAAGGCGAGGAGAAGUACGAACUUCAACCGGGAGAUAAUAUAGUCUUCGUCUCAACGCUACACGGAGGCUAG